This is a messenger RNA of Parnassius mnemosyne (clouded apollo), 456 nucleotides long. The record is from the annotation of a GenBank genome assembly. Lineage: Eukaryota; Metazoa; Arthropoda; Insecta; Lepidoptera; Papilionidae.
AUGGCUUUCAAAUCCGUCUUCAACGACACAGUAAGCAUGUUUAUUGAUGUACAAAACGUAGCCAGGUUACGCAAAGCGUUAAGAGGCGUGGCUCGCGAAACGGUUAGAGCAUUACUAUUUACAGUGUCAGAUCCAUAUGAAGUCAUAGAUACGUUAGAAGGGCGUUUCGGAAAGCCGGAAUUAUUAACACUUUCCGAAUUAGAAAAUAUGAAACGCAUGCCUUGCAUGACUGAAGACGGGCACAAUAUAGAUAGUUUCGCGAGCAAAAUAUCUAACACAGUAGCAGCAAUAAAAUCACUCAAUCAGCCGCAAUAUCUCUACUCCCCUGAGAUAGUAAGUAGGGUUGUAGAAAAGCUAAGUAUUAUUUUCAAAUAUAAAUGGUACGAAUUUAAAUCGAAGCGCACCGAAGCGCUGGAGUUAGAACUGCUAUCUAGAUUUUUAAAUAACAUGGGAUGA